Messenger RNA from Triticum turgidum subsp. durum (durum wheat), 981 nucleotides. The record is from the annotation of a GenBank genome assembly. NCBI's taxonomy places the organism in Eukaryota, Viridiplantae, Streptophyta, Magnoliopsida, Poales, Poaceae.
AUGAGGCUCAAAACUACUACCAAACUUGUUUGUUUAAGUAAGCAGCAAUUACAUGAGCAGAAUCAGGAAUUGGCUGAGGAACGCUUUGCAGUGGUAUCCGAGCAAUCUUUAGAGCUCAUCCUUGAGGUUGCAUGCUCAUUCUGUGACGCAAGAUGGUCUCGUGUCCACAUUUUGCAACAGCUGACUGUUUUUGACGCGCUUGUUGAUGUCCUGUUCAAUAUAAAAGACCUGCAUUUCAGCAGAUCUGGUGAGGUUGCUGGCAUUAUUAAUAAGAUGGUGAAUGCUUUCAAAGGUGUGAUUCAGAGGACCUCAAAUGACAUCCGUGGCAGCAAAGAAUCCACCAUCCACCCAGCAACUUUGGUCCUCGUACAAGUCCUGGAAUUCUUCUGGCGUAACGGAGAUAUGGUGCAGUCAAUCCUUGAAUCUGGAGAUUACAACACUGGCCCGUGCUCUGACAUGCUUGAUUGUCUGGUAUCCAAGCUCAAGGAAUGUUCAGAAAUGAUUUUCCAGGAAAAGGGACAAAGGUGCAUAUUCUUUCUGAAUAACCUAAUUUAUGUUCUGCAAAAGGAGUGCCAUUCAGGGUUACUCCCUCGCAAUGCAGUGAGUGAUUUAAAUUCACUGAUUGACCAGAGCAUCAAGAGCUACCUUGAAGAAUACUGGGUUGCGCUCGUGAGAUGUUUAUGCUUGGAUGGGGACUCUCUGACUCUGAGGAAGCCGCGCCGUUCGUCCUUGGAUAAAUUUACUGAAGAGUUCUGCACUAUCUAUGACAGCCAGAGGACUUGGAAAGUUCAGCCUUGGCUUAAGGCAAGACUGCGUGAACAGAUAGUGGAACUGGUUGUUCCAGAAUAUGAGAAGUUCUUGAUGGCGCUUCAGGAGAAUCCAGGUUCUUGGUUGACGAGGAUGCGCCGAGCCAGAUCUGAGAAACCGAUACACACUGCUGAGCGGCUGGGACAGCUGAUUCGUGAACUCUUUGAAAGAUAG